UCCUACACCUCCUGCACCUGAUAGAUAAAGAGCAGGUCCUGGUCGGGCAGUCGGGCGUGGCUUUCCCUUUCUUGAUGGAAGAGUGGGAGUAUGUAGAAAGACACAAGGAUCUGUACCGGGACACCAUGAUGGAGGAUCACCGGCCCCUCCCAUCACAAGAUGGAGUCAUUGAUGGAAAUCCACCUGAGAGGUGUCCCCACUCUCUGUAUUCCCAGGACUGUCCAGAGGGAAAUUUCCCAGAGAAGCAUCAGGGGGAGUAUCUGGCUAUUAUUAAAGUUGAAGAUGAAGCAGAAGAAGAGAGGAUGAGGGGCCAUCACCCGUGUAUGAAGGAGGAAAUUCAAGAUGAUGUUACCCCAGCAUCCAAACAGAGGAACCAAAGACACUGCAGAAUGUCAAGACGGGGGCGCGGUUCACGGGGACGUGGACGUGGCAGAGUUGCUGGGUCCAGAAUGGACAUAGAUGUGGAAGCCCUUAUAUUUGAGGUGCAUGCUCGCCCCUACAUUUGGGAUCCUUCAUCGCCCGGGUUCCACAACCGCCAUUUACGCAAACAGGCUUGGCAUGACAUCGCCUCGCUGGUGUACCCGGCAUGGAGCGAGCUAUCGGAAGCCGGCCAGGUGCAAAUGUCUAAGGAUGUCGAGACGAGAUGGAAAAGUGUCCGGGACCGCUUCAGCAGGGAGCGCAACCAGCAGGAGCGGAGCGGGGCCUCUCCAUCCCGCUUACCACCGAUACCGUACGCGCAGCAGCUGAGUUUCCUGUUGCUUGGCCGGAGACACCGGGUAACAAGCGGCACUUACCAGGAACAGUCUUCUAGUCCGGAAUCUCCCGAAAGCCAACUGGGGUCCCAGCCGCAGGAGAGGCAACCGGCCCCUUUGAUGGCCACACCGGUAGCCAGCUCUGGUGGAUCGGAGGGAGAACAACUGGCGGGCCCUUCUGGCCUGUCUGCGGAGGAGGAAGAGGAAUGGAGAGGAGAAGGGGCUGCGGCUCCACCAGAAACAUUUCGGAACGUGGGCCCCUCGCCAUCAUGGCCGGUAUUCCCCCGCGCAGCAGCUCCUCCCCCCGCAGCCAACACCUAUCAGCGUCCGGCCCCUCCAUCCUGGAGCGCUUCCACCCAAAGGCCCGCUCUUCGGAUUCUCCGGAACCCUGACCAACUUGCAGCCACGGCUGAUGCGGAGACCAUGCGGCUAAUCCGGAGAAUCAUCAGCCUCGAUGACGAGUUUGACAACUUUGGCAAAAGCAUUGCGUCUCGCUGCCGCCGGUUGCCCACCAACAUAAGCUGCCAGCUAAGAACAGUCAUUGAGAGUGUGGUGUCAGUCUAUGAGCGGGCCGACCCUGCCCAACUGGCCGCACCCGGAUAUCUAGGUGACCUGGUAGGGCACCUCUGCGGCAUCAACCCCCCACGUCCUGCUGUGUCUUUGGCUCCUCAACUAAUGCCAAGAUCCAUCACCACCCAGACUUCACCGGGUUAUGUCCCUGACCCUAAGCCUUCUGUCCCUAUUGCUUACCCCCAAUCUGCCCCACCUCAUAACCCCCAAACUGGUCCUCCUCCCCCACCCCGUUAACCCAAAACUGCUCUACCUGGCCCCCAGCCCAAUUUUGGCUAUAUGGUACAAAUCUCCAAAAACAGCAAUGAUAUGCUAGCAGUGGGCAUUCACAUUGUGCCCACCCCCUUCCUGCUUAGGCCCCUUCGCCCUCCUCAACCUUCCACAACCUGAUUUUUUAACAUUUUUUGCAUGGUGGUAGAUGCAUUCUUUUAUUUUUCUCAUAUAUGCAUUUUUUUAUUUCUUUGUCAUAAUAAAUAUUAACCCCUUCCCCAGUCAGCAAUUUUUGCCAUGUUUUGUAGCUCAUCUAAGCACCAAAAAAAACCUGAAAAAAAUUAUUUUUUCUUUGUAUGGGAAUUAAUAAGUAGUUUUUUUUCUGAUUAUUUUUUUUCACAUACAGAGCCAUGAGAGGGCUGGUUUUUUUUGUCUCGUUUUUUUGCGGGACCAAUUAUACCUUUUAAAGACGCCGUUCGUUUUACCAUAACUUGUACUGCAAAAUAAAAUUAAAAUAAAAAAAUUGUGGACAGAAAUUAAAAAAAAAAAACUGCAAUUCUGAAACUUUUGAGGCAUUUAUUUUUUGUGUCGGACUUGUUAUCUUUAUUGUGCAGAUCAGUACGAUUACGGUGAUAACAAACUGCUUGGUAUAAUUUUUAUGUUUUAUUACUUUAAAAAUAAUUUAAAAAAAACUUCAAUAAAAUAAAAAAAUCAUUUAGAAUCACUAAAUUCUAACCCUUAUGUUUUUUCCUUCCUUUUUUGUACUAUUAUGUGUACCCUUUUGGUGUCCAUGGGACUUUUUGA
Messenger RNA from Hyla sarda, 2336 nucleotides. RefSeq lists its product as uncharacterized. The transcript has 8 exons. Bases 75 to 1559 code for a protein of 494 amino acids. Gene Ontology annotation, cellular component: transcription regulator complex; nucleus. Gene Ontology annotation, biological process: regulation of transcription by RNA polymerase II. The record is from RefSeq and is a predicted model, not a curated record. Lineage: Eukaryota; Metazoa; Chordata; Amphibia; Anura; Hylidae.